Messenger RNA from Dermatophagoides farinae (American house dust mite), 5144 nucleotides. Lineage: Eukaryota; Metazoa; Arthropoda; Arachnida; Sarcoptiformes; Pyroglyphidae. The record is from RefSeq and is a predicted model, not a curated record.
AUGUGUCGAAAAAGCAAAAAAGAUUUUGAGAAAGGUUUGGCGAUUUUCAUUAAUGAUAAACAUGAUCCAGAAGCAAGAAAAGAUUUCAUCAAACAAAUCUGCUCAUUACUACCGAAUGUUGAUGAAUGUAAAAAUCCACCCACAACGAUACCAGUGGCUGUAACUGUAUAUUAUGAAGCAUUGAAUCCAAUUUCAUACAAUUAUUUCCAUCAACAGUUAUGUCCAUACUAUCAUGUUCUGGAUGAUAUUAUUGAAUUAGAAUUGAUACCAUUUGGUAAUACCAUCAUAAUCGAUGACACAAAUAUGAUUACCAAUAGUUCCAGUGGAAAAAAACGACAAGAUUUUAGUAAUCGAUUUCAGGCAUUGGUCGUUGAUAGAUAUAUUAACAAUGAACAUAAUGGUGAUUUGAUUAGCGGUCCAAAUCGUGUAUUGAAUUUUCUUGAUUGUUUAAUUGGUAAAAAAAUUGGCAAUGAAUAUGAUCAUCUUGAAGAAUGUACAAAUGUAAAACUUAAUAAUGAAUAUAUUGAAUUUCUUGAAGAAAUCAAAAUGAACGGUGAAAAAAUGCAGAAAAUCUUUCGAGAUUUUUCAACACGUACAAAAAAAAUAAUGAAUACUGCGAAUUCGGAAAAUCUUCCAUUAAUCACAGUGAAUGAUAAUGAUAAAAUUAAUGUCAAUGCAUUCAAUGAUCUUGUUCAGGAAGUUUGUGAUAAAUUUAAUUCUCCCAAAAAACCGGCAAUCUGUACCAAAGUUCCGAUGACCAUAUUCUAUGAAGCAUCACAUCAGCCAUCACGUCGAUUUUUUCUCGAUCAUUUAAGGCCAAUAUUUCAGAAUCUAUAUAAUUUGAUUGAUUUCAGUUUCAAACCAACUGGACGAGCUAAAUCAAAUAAUAAUUCAAUAACAUGUCCAGGUGGCCCGGAUCAAUGUGAAAUGAUGAAAAUUCAUGCAUGUGCCAUUGAUCAUUAUUGGAAUGAUGGUGCCAAUUUUACCGAUCAUAAUCGCCAACAUGUGUUUGAUUUUAUCUGGUGUACGAUGAAAAAUAUACGUUCAAUAGAAAAACCGUACGAUCUUGGAGAAAUAUGUGCUAAUAAAUACCUUGAUGGAUUUGAACAAUGGUUAAAUAUUGAUCUCUGUGCCAAAUCUGAAGAAUCAAUAGUUUUGUUAACGCAAUGGAUUGCCGAAACACAUUCAAGUGGAAUUGAAAAUAUUUCUCUGGUCCCGAUUGUAAUUUUUAAUCAUGCCACAAAUAAUCAACAAAUUCUACUCGAUAAUGAACAGGUUAAAAAAGAAAUCUGUAACCAUUUUGAUGAUUAUCAUCAACCAGAUUAUUGUACAAUGGAUGAAUCAAAUCCAGUGAAUGUUGAUGUUUAUUAUGAUUCAAAUAAUGAAUUGGCUAAACAUUUUUUCAUUACACAAUUGAAUCAUACUCAUGUUUUCAUUGAAGAAAUUGCCAAUGUUUUUCUUCAUCCAAUUGGUAAUACAGAAAAUUUAGUGGAUGCAACCAAUGGAAAUUGUCAUGAUUCAAAUAGUUCAAUUUGUUUGGCAAACGCAAUACAUGCAUCCGUAAUUGAUAAAUAUGAAUCACCAAAUCAAUUAGAUAUAAUUGAUGAACGUUUACGUAUAACGAAUUUUAUCGCCUGUUUUGUUUCACAUCCACAAUGGCCAAAUAAUGUUCAAUUAAUUGGUGAUGAAUGUGCUAAAAGUCAAUUAAAUGGUGACAAAUUGCCCGAAAUCAAUGGUGAAUCAUUGAAAAAAGCGUUGGAAAAAACAACUGAAUUGAAGAAAAAAUUAUCAAAAACUGAAAUAACAAUACCUUGGAUUACAUUGAAUAAUAAUGUAGAAAAUAAUCAUGAAGCUAUUGAAGAUCUAUUGCAGGCAGUUUGUACAAAAUAUAAUGGCCAUAAACCAGAUGAAUGUAGUACAGCUACAGUCGAUAUUUAUUAUUCAUCAUAUGCAUCGGAUUCAAGAAAAUUUUUCAUUGAACAAUUAAUACCUACGUUUCGUCAUAUUCGUGAAAGAAUUCGAUUGAAUCUUUAUCCAUAUGGUCCGGCAGAUAAAAACAAAACCGUUGAAGAUGAAUGCGAAAAUGAUGCUGAACGUUGUGAGGCAAAUAAAAUUCAUGCAUGUGUUUUGAAUCGAUAUUGGAACCAAGAAGAAUUGGUCGACAGUCAAACUGCUCUUUGGGAUAGUAAAAAUCAAACAUUAUCGUUUAUUCAUUGUUUUUUUAAAAAAAUUGGCAAUGAUAUCACUUUGACGGAAUUGAUGCAACAAUGUGAAAAUGAAUUUCUUCCUAUCGCUGAUCAAAUAAAUAGCUGUGUAAUGAAUGAAACCGAAAGUCUUGGCUAUUUGAGAAAUAUACGUCAAAAAACAAUUGAUGUUGUCGGAACAAUGACAGAUAAUAUUGCUGUUAUUGUUAAUGGUGAACAAAUGUCGUUAGCAGAAUCAAAUUUACAGACUUCAAUCUGUAAUGAAUUAUUGGGAGAAAAACCAUUGGCAUGUCAUCGUGAUAAACCAUCAAAAGUUCAAAUACAAUUUCAUUAUUCAGCAUUUGAUUUUGAAGUGGCAAAUUUCAUAAAAAUUAAUAAAUUUUAUGAAAAUUAUUUUCAUUUAGAAGAAAUUGCUGAUAUUCAAAUAAUUCCAUAUGGCAAAUCAUCCAUUGAUGAUCAUAAAUUAAAUUGUCCCGGUGAAGUUGAAUGUCUAGCUACUAGGAUUCAUGCCUGUGUUGUGGAUACAUUUAGCAACAAUAGUACACAUGCUGCAAUCGAUGGACAACUUCAAGUUAUCAAAUUUAUUGAUUGUUAUUUUUCGAAAUUUGUUCCAAAUUUAGAUUUUGCAUCAAUAGCUGAAGGAUGUGUUGAAUCAAUAUUUCAUACAGAUAGUUGGUCGUCGAUUCUGAAUUGUGCAAAAUCAAAUCAAUCUAUUGAUUCAUUGAAAGAAUAUAACGAUAAAUUUGUUUCCAAAUUAUUACCAAAAAUUGCUUAUGUUCCAUGGAUAACAAUACAGAAUCAUCAUUCCUAUGAUGCUGAAAAUCAUUUUAUUCGUACUAUUUGUGAUUCAUAUGAUGGACUAGAGAAGCCCAGUGAAUGUUAUCAAAAGUUCACGGAUAAACCUUCGAUUGUAGUAUUUUAUGAAGCGAAAAAUCCACGAUCAAGAAACGUUUUCAUAACACAAUUUGAUCGUAAUCGAACAAAAAUCGAUACUUCGAUCUCUACACUUCUGCCAAUUCCUAUAUAUCAUCUGGACAUUGAUAACAAAACUGAAUGCAUUAAUGAUGUUGAAUGCCUACAAACAUUUCAACAUGGGUGCAUCAUUUUUUAUCAUCAAAAUCAAAUGGAAAAAUUAAUCGAUUUUCUUAACUGUCAUUUUGGACAAAAAUUCACUGAAAUAAAUUCAACUGAAACUUGUUUCAAUGAAAUAUUUGAUGAAUCAUCAUGGAAUAUAAUCGAAGAAUGUGUUAAUAAUAUGAAAGAAAUUUUAAAGAAAAAUAUGAAAAUACUCAUAAAUAUUUAUAAACCAGUUGCCAGUCUACCGUUUAUUCAGAUUGAUGGCGUAAUCAAAGAAGAUGAACUAAAUCUAAUGACGCAUAUUUGUUCCAUGUACUAUUCGGAUGAUAAACCGAAACAAUGCCAAUUAGACCGAAAAUCGAUUGGAAUUUUCUAUCAAACUCUCGAAAAAUCUGUAGAAAAAUUUGCCACAAAACAACUUUCUUAUCAAUCAGAAUAUUUGGAUGAAUUUGGUGAAUUUAAUUUCUAUCCAUACGGCAAAACCGUAAGAAAAAAUGAUGGAUACGAAUGUCCAUCUGGCAAUCAACAAUGUUCCGAAAAUAAGAUUCAUGCUUGUAUUUUGGAUAAAUAUUACAAUAAUAGUAAAUUUUUCGAUACGAUGCGUAUUAAAUCAGCCAAUUUUUUGGUCUGUUCACUUGAUGAAUCUGUUGAGACCGAUAAUUCAACAUUGAUUCAAUCAUGUUUUAAUCAAUAUUUUUCGGGUGAAUCAUGGAACCAUAUUGUUGAAUGUUCAAAUGGAUCUAGGGGCGAAGAACUAUAUGAUGAAUUGGCCAUUAAAACUGAGUCUGGAAAUUUUGGCGAUAAAUUAUUACCAUGGAUCACUUUGAAUAAACAAUAUUCCGAAAAAGCAGUGAAAAAUUUAUUUGCUACAAUUUGCGAUGAUUAUGGGUUGAUCAAAAAUCCUCGAUGUUCAUCAAUAUCAAAUGCAAUGGCUACCGAUUUGCGAAUAUAUUUUUCCUGUGAUCAAUCUGGAAGGGAUUUUAUUAUUAAUAAUUUGAAGCCAUUUUAUUCGUAUUUAUCUAUGAACAAACAUCAAAAAGAAGAAACAUCAUUAUUUGAUGAAGUUGAAAAUCAGUUGAAAUUAAAAUCACUAUUGAAGAUUACUUUGGUGCCAUAUGGCAAUACCAUUGACAAUAAUGAUUCGUUUAGUUGUCCAUCUGAUGAAGAAUGUUUCGCUAAUCGUUAUAUAGCCUGUGCAAAUCACUAUCAUAGUUCAGAAUUUGAUGGCUAUUCACAUUUGGUUGAAUUUACAUUAUGUUUUUUCAAUCAUGGAAAUUAUUCAAACAAUAUCGUCUUUGCUGCCCAACAAUGUUCUUAUCAAACUUGGUAUUAUUAUUCGUAUGAUUUAUAUAAAGCAUUGAAUAUCUGCGCUGAUAGUAAUGAAACAUCAUACUUGGAUAUAUUUCGCGAAAUGAAACAUCAAACUGAAUCGAUCCAGCCAAAAUUAGAUCAUUUUCCAUCGAUAACGAUUGGCACGAAAGUUGAAACGGAAACCAAUAUAAUGAAAAUUGCUUGUACAUCAUAUAAUGGAAUCGAUUAUCCGCGUGAAUGUGAUCAAUACCUAGAUGAUAAAUCUGAUUCUGAUUCUAAACCAUUUCCAAUAUGGGCUAUUAUUUUGAUUGUGAUUGCCGUGCUAAUUGUUAUUGGUUUACUAUUCGUUUGUAUACGACGAAAUCGUUGAGGAUUUAAAUGAACUACAAAAAAAAUAGAACAUUAAUUACGGUCAUUCAUUGAAAUCAUCAUCAUUCUAUAUAUCCGCGCCAACACACUAUAUUCAAAAUGGUUCGAUUUGUAUUAAUGAAAAAAUUUUAUUUAUAUUUUUUUGCAAAAUAAAAAUUACUCCAGAUCAUUAUUGAUAAAAAA